This is a messenger RNA of Vollenhovia emeryi, 4291 nucleotides long. It is a transcript of the gene Tpst, whose product is annotated as protein-tyrosine sulfotransferase. Gene Ontology annotation, biological process: peptidyl-tyrosine sulfation. The transcript has 10 exons. The record is from RefSeq and is a predicted model, not a curated record. Gene Ontology annotation, molecular function: protein-tyrosine sulfotransferase activity. Gene Ontology annotation, cellular component: Golgi apparatus. The coding region runs from base 711 to 1856 and encodes 381 amino acids. NCBI's taxonomy places the organism in Eukaryota, Metazoa, Arthropoda, Insecta, Hymenoptera, Formicidae.
UCCGCCCUUUUCCCGCCCUCGCUGUCGGUCGGCGGAGUCGGGCAGUAGCAGCUGACCGAUGGAAGCGUUCGGAGUGGUUUCUUCCGCACACGGCCCCGCAGUCCUCGCGCUCGUGCGUGUCCGCGUAAGCUCGUGCGGUUCCUCGGCCGGGGUCCGUCGAUCGCGUCACGUCGGUCGGCGUGCGUCGCGUCGCGUCGCGUGUGACCCGAGAGCGUAAAGCCGGCGCCGCGGCGGAACGGAGGAAUCCGCGAGGACGCCGCAUCUUCCACGUCGAUUGUGAAACUAGUGAAAGGCGCGCGCGACACGCGGGACGACGACGACGAGGAGGAGGAGGAGGACGACGACGUGGACGAGGACGACGCUGCUGCCUGACGACGACGGGUCACGGGUGGAAUUGGCCCACGGUCAGCGGAAAACGCACGCCAACGCCGGGUGACUAUUAAAGCGUCGUUGAUCACCCGUGGCGAGGAACAUAUUCUGUCCUAAGAUUAAACGACCCAGUGGAAGCCGUGCGUCCAACGAGGGAGCUCGAGGGAGGAUUCGGAGACGUUCAGACGCUAAGGUCCCUAAGACUGGGAUUAGAUGGGUGAUUGCAGAUACCGAGGAGGACGCAGCGCUGUGAGAGCACAAGUUUGGAGACAAGAUACAAUGAGGUAGUAGACUGUUCGCGGAGCACCUGGUGAGAGGCGGUUUCAGCGCGACGGGCGAUAAUGUUGCUGUCGAGCCGCAGCGGCCGAAAGGGGCCCAUCGCCUGCCUGGUGGGCCUCCUCCUCAUCUUCGCUCUUUACCAGCUGGGCAUUAUUUGCGGCUCCACCAGGUACAUGCCCACGGCUGUGAUGGUCAGCAAGGAGAAAUACGUGAUCGGGCCGUUUGAUCGCAAGACGUACACAUACGACCGUUAUAUGCCGCUCAUUUUCAUCGGUGGCGUACCACGAUCAGGUACAACCCUAAUGCGUGCCAUGCUGGACGCGCACCCUGACGUGAGGUGCGGGCAAGAGACCAGAGUUAUACCGCGGAUUCUCCAGAUGAAGAUGCACUGGUCCAAGUCCGAGAAGGAAAACGUACGGCUCACCGAGGCGGGGAUCUCGAAAGAGGUGAUAGACAGCGCGAUAGCGGCGUUCUGCUUGGAAAUAAUAGCGCGACACGCCGAGCCCGCGCCGAGGUUGUGCAACAAGGAUCCACUCACCCUGAAGAUGGGCUCGUACAUCCUCGAGCUCUUCCCGAACGCAAAAUUUAUAUUCAUGGUGCGCGACGGACGCGCGACGGUGCAUUCCAUCAUAUCCAGGAAGGUCACCAUAACGGGAUUCGACUUAUCGUCUUACCGGCAGUCUCUCAUCAGGUGGAAUCACGCAAUUUCCGUAAUGUACGGCCAAUGCAAGGAACUGGGACCUGAGAGAUGUCUGAUGGUCCCUUACGAGCAGCUGGUGCUGCAUCCGCGCCAAUGGAUGAAGAAGAUAUUAAACUAUCUGGACGUGCCGUGGAACGAGUCCGUCAUGCAUCACGAGGAAUUCAUUAACAAACCCGGCGGAGUGCCUCUGAGCAAGGUCGAGAGGUCGUCGGACCAAAUCAUAAAGCCUGUAAAUCUGGCGGCGCUGACCAAAUGGGUCGGUAACAUUCCCGAGGACGUGGUGAGAGAGAUGGCGGACAUCGCGCCGAUGCUCUCCGUGCUCGGCUACGAUCCUUAUGCGAAUCCGCCCGUUUAUGGCGCACCGGACAGUUUAGUUAGCGACAACACCAGACGGGUGCUGGCCGGCGAAAAACUGUGGGAGGAAAAGGCGCGGGCGUACCACCUAUCGCAUAGGCCGAUCGAGAACAGCAACGAGGAAGCUGCCUCCAGCACAGCUCCAAUCGCGUGACCCCGCGUGAUUCUCAUAGGCGCGAGCGACACGUAACCGACUACCAUCCUAAGUCUUAUCGAUUUAGGAUUUCCGUAUAUGCGGAGACCACUCCCUUGUACUUUCAAAGUAAACUCGGUCUCACACGACGGCGAGUCGUGUCGUGAAUUAAUCGCCCUUGUCGUAUUUUCUCAGUCUCCUCCGUUAUCGCAGCCCGACGACGAUAGAUUAAUCGAUUAUUCCGACGCUUAUUUAUGCGCAUCAGGAUCUUCACGAAACCAGAUGACGUAAUAUACUAGGCCGUGACUAGAAAAUAGGGUGCAUCAGAAAUAAGCGGCCAAACUUCGAGAGACGUGCUACUGCUCCAGUAUUAUUUGACACGCGUCAUCGAUGUCGAGCGUUUCAUCUGCGAUACACGGUCUCUAGAAUGAAAAGAAGAGGAAGGUUCAUUCUGAGAUUAAACUUCUAUGAACUUUCUCGGCGUUCUCGCAAUAGUCUACCGCACAGACGGUAACUGUAGGAGCGAAGUAUCUACAACUCAAAGAGAGAGGAAAAGAAACGUUUCUACAUAUAUAACCGUACUUUUUCUUUCCGCAGGACAAGUAAAAUAAAUUCCGAAUGUUUGCUCGUUUAUUUCUGAAAUAUUCUGUGGGCGUGUUCCCACUUCCUCUCGAUACUACUUCACAGUAUUCCCAAUAGUUUCGAGCAGUCUAAAAAAAAGUGUGAAUGGUUGCAGUUAGAAAAGAAUAACUGCUAUGUUAUUACGAAGGAUACUGAGGUUCCAUUUCAUUCAGUAAUAGCGUCCAGUACUGGCAGUAGUACUGAAAGAAAGUGAGAACAUACCCUGUAUAUUACCGCGAUAACUAUAUAAUAGUCAUAGUAAUAUUUUUAAUAGUAAAACAUCAAUUUAAACGUUUGGUGCAAGAACGAUGCAAAGUCUUAUUUUAUAUAUUUUAUAUCAAAAAUGAAUUUUACAGUGGAACUUAUUGCUGUAAACUCAUUGUUAAAUUGAUCUUUUUAUUUUUUUAUAAUGCUGUUUACAAAUUUGUUAGGUUUAAAUUGAAAAGUGGGGAAAAAAUUCAAAAGAGAACUUUUUAUUGUCACCGAGUGACAAUUUUUUUAUCCAUAAACAGCCGGCAUUGCAAAUAUCGUUGCGAGAUAUACUCCAAAUUGACGGUACCAUAAUUGUCUACUACCUAUGGUCACCGAGAACAAUAACGAGUGAGUUGCGAUUAAACUUCGAACAUUGUGUGUUAUGGUGGAUCGGACCUUAUAAUAGAAGUUAUCAUUUCAGCAAGUUGAAUUCUAUAGCGAUAGAAAAAUACAAAGAACGACCUUUUCCAAUUGUCACAUGGUCACGUCAAAUGUUGUAUUACGUAGUAUAUGGGAAUCAUUUUCGUGUACUCGUAGAGAGCUAAGUUUUACGAAAUCGGGUUCGGCCUUCUCUUAUUAAACGACAUCGACCAACAACGGCCAGUGAUUUUAAAGAGAAGCAUUUAGAGUAUUUAAAAGAGAAGAAAGAGAAACUGCAGAUGCGCAAAGGACGAGGGGUAUGAAAACUUUUCUCUUUUCUUCCCCUCGUGAAUCUCCGGUUGGUCGGUUUAGGAGGAUAUAAUCCAGCGCGAAGUUCUAGAAGCAUUCAAUGUUAAAUGCGGUUAUUCGAUACAUGGGGCAAAAUAAUGCAAAAACAAGUUAGCCAAAGUAAUUUUGAAUAAAUUAAAUCUAAAAACCUGAGUUUUAUGUUGCUGACACAGCAGUGUGCGCUAAGUGCACACAAGUUAAAUUUAUUCUUUUUGUUUAAUAUUCUAGGUAAACUCAUUCAUGCAUAACGCCACCCAAUUAACAUAUAACAUGACUACAAAGUUCGCGUACUGGCGUUUUUAUCCUCCGUACCUCUACCGUAUCAUUUUCGUACCACUUAUUAUAACGAAUUCGCGUAAAAUAAAAUUUUUCAUGUUCGCCAUAUUUUUUAGAUAGUAUAGUUUAUCCAUGGCGUUUUUUAAGUAGACCAUUUUCGGUCAAUAUCUAUUUAAAAAAAAAUUGCAAAUAUAUUUCUGAUAUAAUAUUAGAAAUUAAUAUUGGAUUGGUGCCAAAUCUUGGUCAUCAAAUAAAGUUAAAACUUCAGUUAAAAAAUUUUAUUUCCAUUAAUUGAGAAGCGUUUCGUAAAAUUGAAGAUGUUAUUGUCUUUCAAACAAUUCAAUAUUCUUCAAUCUUUCGUUAAAACAGUUUAAUAAAAAGAUGACAAAGCUUUCGAACCAAUCUGAUAUUUAUGUAAGUGUAAAUAGUAUCCGUGAGCUCAACCGUGAGUUGAUUGCGGCACAUUUUUGUUGUUCAUGGAUUCUGAUGGUUAUAUUAUAAUUUCAGACGACGCCGUUAUGAUUGCAAGCGGCAACAGACAUGCAUAGGUUUGUCAAAAUCUUAUUGUCGAAUUGUGCAAUUAAAUUAUUUUAAUAUUA